This is a messenger RNA of Chrysochloris asiatica (Cape golden mole), 1605 nucleotides long. RefSeq names its product DAZ associated protein 1 (gene DAZAP1). The transcript has 12 exons. The record is from RefSeq and is a predicted model, not a curated record. Gene Ontology annotation, cellular component: cytoplasm. Lineage: Eukaryota; Metazoa; Chordata; Mammalia; Afrosoricida; Chrysochloridae. Gene Ontology annotation, molecular function: RNA binding. The coding region runs from base 183 to 1406 and encodes 407 amino acids.
GCGCGGGCGCGGGGACGCGCGGUGACCGUUGGCGCUUAGGGGAGGAGGUAGCAGCCGCCGCCGCCACCGCCGCCGUUGCGCAGAUCCGGGCCGCGGCUGUGGAGAGGGCGACGGGCGGGUGACCUUCCGGAGGCGGGAGCGAGCUAGGAGGCCCGGGGACGCCGAGCGCCGCCACCGCCGCCAUGAAUAACUCGGGCGCCGACGAGAUCGGGAAGCUCUUCGUGGGUGGUCUGGAUUGGAGCACGACCCAAGAGACGCUGCGCAGCUACUUUUCCCAAUAUGGAGAAGUUGUGGACUGUGUUAUUAUGAAGGACAAAACCACCAACCAGUCACGAGGUUUUGGCUUUGUGAAAUUCAAAGACCCAAACUGUGUGGGGACGGUGCUGGCCAGCAGACCACACACCCUGGAUGGUCGGAAUAUCGACCCAAAGCCAUGCACACCCCGGGGGAUGCAGCCGGAAAGGACACGGCCCAAGGAAGGCUGGCAGAAAGGACCCAGGAGCGAUAACAGUAAAUCAAAUAAAAUAUUUGUCGGUGGAAUUCCUCACAACUGUGGUGAGACAGAGCUCAGGGAGUACUUCAAGAAAUUUGGAGUGGUCACAGAGGUGGUGAUGAUCUAUGAUGCCGAGAAGCAGAGGCCUCGAGGUUUUGGAUUUAUUACUUUCGAGGACGAACAAUCAGUGGACCAGGCUGUCAACAUGCAUUUUCACGACAUCAUGGGCAAAAAAGUGGAAGUGAAGCGGGCAGAGCCUCGUGACAGCAAGAGCCAGACACCAGGCCAGCCGGGGGCUAGCCAGUGGGGCAGCAGGAUCGUGCCUAACGCUGCCAAUGGCUGGGCUGGCCAGCCCCCGCCCACGUGGCAACAAGGAUACGGCCCUCAAGGAAUGUGGGUACCAGCAGGACAGGCAAUCGGUGGCUAUGGGCCGCCCCCUGCAGGCAGAGGAGCCCCCCCGCCGCCCCCACCAUUCACUUCCUACAUCGUGUCUACACCCUCUGGAGGUUUCCCCCCACCGCAGGGCUUUCCCCAGGGCUACGGUGCCCCUCCUCAGUUCAGCUUUGGCUAUGGGCCUCCGCCUCCGCCACCUGACCAGUUUGCCCCUCCUGGGGUCCCUCCUCCACCAGCCACUCCGGGAGCAGCACCGCUGGCCUUCCCUCCACCUCCGUCACAGGCUGCCCCGGACAUGAGCAAGCCCCCAACGGCACAGCCCGAAUUCCCCUACAGUCAGUAUGCAGGUUAUGGACAGGACUUGAGUGGCUUCGGACAGGGUUUCUCAGACCCCAGCCAGCAGCCCCCCUCCUAUGGAGGACCCUCAGUGCCAGGAUCGGGGGGCCCUCCUGCUGGCGGAAGUGGCUUUGGCCGAGGUCAGAAUCACAACGUGCAAGGCUUCCACCCGUACCGACGUUAGCCGGCCCGGCGGGCCCAGCCAAGACCGAGGACUCCCGACCUGUGAGCUGGCGACAAUCACUGUAGCUGACAGAGAGGCGGGCAGCGGGCAGCUUCUGGAGGCCAGGCUGUGGGUGUGCGGACUGAGAUUUUAAAUAGCUUUCUUUCUCUAACCCAUCAGCACAAUAAAAAAAUAGUCACUGGUUCAAACAACAGGGUUU